Molecule: messenger RNA, 1942 nt
Organism: Amoebophrya sp. A120
Lineage: Eukaryota; Dinophyceae; Syndiniales; Amoebophryaceae
Source: the annotation of a GenBank genome assembly
AAGGAGCGGAACAAGAUCAAGAAGAUCAAGAUCUAGAUCCUGAAUUCAAAAGUGGAAAAGUCUGUAGAAUAUUGAAUGCGUCGUAUUGUUGUUCGUCUAUCUGCUGGAGAGUGAAUCUGAUCCUGCAAGACGUCGUUUUCCUCUCGCUCCGACGUUUGAGAAUCAAUUCAUUGGAAUUUCUUGUAAGUACAUCAUUCCCAUUCGCAGUUGCAUUUCUACGACACCAUGGCCUCCCUCAGCGAACUGCCGGCGGGCGAGGCGAAGCAGCAGCAAUCGGAAGAGCGGUCAGUCGAAGCCAGUUCGAAGAAGAACGGAAGCGCUUCCGCCAGCCCGCAAACGGAAGCGGCUGCUGGAAUUGCAAAUCGUUCCACCUCCGAGAUCUUCAUAGAGAAACGCUUCGUAGUACUUUUGCGCAAGGCUUUCUCUGGUGAAGAAAAAAAGUUUUGCGUUGACGCUGAGAAAGUGAAGUGUUUCGCGGACCUGGCCCAGUUUGUGCCACAGUUUUACACACAGGAAACCGACGAACUUUGCCCGCCGUCGUCGCGGCUGCUCUGGUUGGCAGGCGAAGACGAGCCUGCAGAAGACAGAGACAGCACAGAAAAUCAUGCGCCACUUGAAGAUGGUGAUGGAGGCGAGCAGGGCGACCCGCCGCAGCUCCCUGCCGCGUCCGAUGCUUCCGCUUUUUUCGCACACAGUGACGAACUGGUGUUCAAUGCGGACGGAGAGGCUGUCUAUCGCUUCAUGGUCAAAGUCGAGGGGCCGUCCGGCAACCUGAUGGAGGUCGAGGAAAGCAGCGACGACGAGUAUUCGGUGUCCGAACAGGAGGUACCACCGCGGCGCGUCCCACAGAAACCCGAGCAGAUCAAAAAUAUCGCCGCAGCAGAGAAUUGGUUGUAUGACAGGCUUUACCGCUACUUUUUGCUCCGCGAAGACUCGGACGAAUUCGAACAAACAUACGGGCGGGAUCCGCCGCGUGCGUAUUAUCCGGAUUGCGACGGAAUGCAACAGGACAGGCGUUCGAUUGGAGCUGUAGUCCAGGCACUUCUUCCGUUGCAGUACAGCAAUCGGCCCCACCAGAGAAAGUUCGAGUGUGUCGCUUACCCACUCUUGGCCCGUGACUUCGAAAGGCAUCUUCCGGCAUGGAGGUUGUUGGCCGCAGUGCUGAGUCUAAAUGACACAGAGUGGAUUAAGCACGGGUGGCUGCCACCUGGGGGAAUUAGUUCCGGAAAGGAGCAGCGCCAGCAGUACUGCGAAAAAAUUAUUCUCGAGCUAGCAAACUACAACCGCGAUUCGGACAUUCUGCGUCGUGUCAUUGUUCCCGCACUGGAUCAGGUGACUAACUGGGAUGGGUUUCCUUUCGCGGAGUUUGCAAAGCGGGCCAUUCCAGUACUGUUUUCUCCGAUUCGGGGCACGAGCACGGCCGCCUUGCUACUGGAGCGUGUCGGACAGUCUCGCUCCCGCUUAGAAAAAAUUUGUGCAGGCUGCAAGAGUGCUAUUCGCCAUGAAUACAAGAAAUGGAGUUUCAAGCCUUGGGAAGAAGACUUACAUCAACACCUAAAAACCUGGGUCGGGUUUUUUGUUGACAAAUUGGCGGUGGCUGGAUUCCCCGACCUUGGUCGAGAUUUGAGUGCGUUUCUGGAAACGGUGCAUGACGAUGUGAAGACAGUAAACCGGCAGGUGAGGCAAUUGCAGGAGAAGCUCACAGAGCCCGAAGGAACCCCCUCGAGUAGAUCCAUGUGGGAAGAGAAACUGCAGAGGCUGGAGGACGAAGCACAUUAAUUUGAAUCACCGAUGCGAAAACGGCAGCUAGAAGUUGUUCGAGUUUCAUAUGCGCACUAGAUAGUGCUGGUGCUCCUCUUAUUGGAGGUUUUUUUGUUUUGCGUUGCCUCGAGUGACCGUAUAACUUUUGCUAUUGUUCCGUGGUCUUGGAUCGAUAUUGCGC